Cladophialophora psammophila CBS 110553 is the source of this 2667-nucleotide messenger RNA. RefSeq lists its product as uncharacterized. The coding region runs from base 1 to 2667 and encodes 888 amino acids. The transcript is spliced from 2 exons. NCBI's taxonomy places the organism in Eukaryota, Fungi, Ascomycota, Eurotiomycetes, Chaetothyriales, Herpotrichiellaceae. The record is from RefSeq and is a predicted model, not a curated record.
AUGGAUUUCCCUCCAGGACGUCGAAAAGUGAACAUUUAUGGCAAAGGAGCCAGGAAAGUUCACGUCCACGACCUUUUUGACGUCGCUGCGCCAUCACCGGUCGAUGCGACAACAACGACAUUUACCUCUCAUGUCCCAGCCCUUCCUCGACCCGGUCAAGCCACCAACACAUCUCAUAUUGAACUUGAAAAUGAAGUGAGAGGUGCAGCGAAACAACAGUCUCAUGGGAGAAAGGGGGAUCCUUCGACUGCUACCAGUCCAUGGCCUCUGACAGCAACCCACUCGACCAUGUUUGACCUACACUCCUCUGAGGAGGAACCGGCCAGUCUCAGACCAAAGCCCCCUCUAAAGAAGAGAAAGAUAGCAUCUGCCAAAUCAAAGCAAACGGAGAAUGCUGUGAAGGUGGAUAAACCACCCAAGGGCGUUAUGACAAAGAUGAACGGAUUGCGUGCGAUGAAUGAAAGUGGCAAAGAGAAGCUGCAGUCCAAGUCUACGAAUGUGAACUUCACCCUCGAACGUUCCGACUCAGCCAAUGCCGCUCCUAGGAUGAAACGACCAUUUAGGGGAGUCACUACUAGCAGAUCAAUUUCUCCUGGCGACUUGGUCCGUCCAAGAGCGCCUCGCUCAAAACAGCCUCAACUCUCUAUUGUCUCUUCUCCAGAAUCUUCAGAUUCAUCCAGCAGAUCGCGACCGUCCCAGCGGAGUAGUCCAAAGAGAAAAAGGCGUGUUUCAGACGAGAGUCUCCUGGCCUCGCCCACCCUUAGCGAGGUUCAUUUGACUGCUUUGCGUUUGACGCCCGAUUCAAGCUCGCAAAGGUCACACGUCUCAUCCGAUGACGAGGACAUUGGAGAUGCUCCCACCAAGCCUGCUGAGAAAAGCCGAAAAAGGUUGGUUGAUCGACUGGACGCUCCACGCACUCAAACCAGGGACAUUAUCUCGCGGACUGCAUCAUUAAACGCAAGAGAAAGACAGGAGCAACAUUCAAGUCAAACUAAAGGUGGUGCGGCACCACCUGGAAGGAUUUCAGCGAGUCGUCCGACCAAGGAUGUCCCUCAUCUGGAAAAGCAACUAUCAGAUGUAUCCGUUGCCGCUUCUUCAGGACGUCCACGGCCCACUUACGCUAAGCAAAGGACUUACUUGAGCGAAAUGGUUGACAGUUUGGAGAGUUAUCCGGCACCGAAUAGUCAAACGUCUUCCCAAGAAAUCCAUUCGCAGGCCGUGUCUUUCACUAGUGUGGCCUCACGGAUGGAGCUAGACACCGGUGACAGCGAUGAAACUGAUGCUUUCAGUCAGAUUAAAAGCAUCCACGAAUUGAGGCGUGGAGGUGCGCUCAGAAAGUUCGACUUGGAUUUAGACACCAUCUUGGAAGAUGUUGAAUCAGGAUCCAAGUCACGGCGCAUUUCAGGACUCCUACAGCUUAUUCCGAAGUUGAACGAACUCUCUUCCCUGCGUCACUUUCAAGAUUCUAGUAACCUCCAGCGCCUUCUGGAUUGUGCGAACGGAUCCUUGGACGAGGUCAGCGGCACGUUGGUGGCCCUAGUCCUUCACUGCGUAGUACUGGCUGAAAGCUCAUCACCGAGGGUCGUGCUACAGAUAUUGAACACCCUUUACAAGUUAUCUCCCCGUCUGGUCUCGGAACCCAAAUCACUAACCAAACUUGCAAAAGACCGAAGUCAGAAUCUCUCCAAGGUUCUUGUCAAAGAGAUAUCGGAGUUCGAGGAGAAAAGGUCGAGACUUUUGGGCCAACCGUGUAUGGCUGUCAACAAGACCAUACUUGGUUCCGUGGAAGCUGCUCUACGCAAUCUCAUCAAUCUCAAGGAACCAUUCCCCGCGCUUCCACGAGUUCUCCUUGACGAGAUUCUCUCGACCUUUGCGACGACGCUGGAUAUGAUUGAAGGAGGAGGGAUGGCUAAACAGUUGGAGACGAUCCGACUCUUGCUGUCUUUAUUGGAGAUUGCCUGGGCAACAAACCACGGGGCGGCCGGGUCUAGCUUGUCGACUGUCUGUGUCGCCGAGCUAGGUGAAAGCGUGGCACGUGUCAUGAAGGAGGCUCAUCAGUCCCAACCACAACUUGAGCAAUCGUGCCUCAGGCUCAUCGUGAGCUUGAGUAACAAUGACGCAGCAGCUUGUGACGCUCUGGUUGAUGGACGCCUCAUCGACACUGUUUUCCAGGUCAUUGAUGAGCGCUUUCUGAAGCUAGCGAGGCAUGCGGAGCAAAAGCAAGAGUUUGACCAUGCACAGCUUGAAUCUGUGAUUCUGGCUGUUGGGUGCCUUCUCAACUUUGCGGAAUGUGCGGACGCCGCCAGGGUACGGAUGUUGGGAUUGAUGGCAGAUGGAAAGAACAUGGUGGACCGGCUGGUAGACAUAUUUAACACCCAUGUUGACCAGGCCUCCGAGGCGAUGACCAUUGACCAGACCCAAAUCCUCGUCGCCUUUGGAUACAUCUCAGCGCUGCUGUGCACACUGUGCCUGAACCCAACUGCGAGCCAUCGAAUAGCACAAUCCACUAACGGGAAGGGGCUUUCGCCAUUGUUUGGGGCUGCGGACACGUUUCUUGAUCACCUACAGACGGUGGAGGCGGCACUUGGCAAAGAAGACUGCUCGCCAACGGGGUUUACAGAGCGGUUUACUACGGUGCUCGAGACAGUGAAGCAGCAAGCCGGAUGA